GACGUUUAGCAUAACCUAUUCAGUUUGUUUUUUAAUUUACACUUUUUGUGUAUAUUAAAAGAAAAGCCAGAAAAUUAUGCUAAUAUUAAUAACAUAGAAGUAUUAGGAAACCGCAAUAAUGGACCCGACGGAAGAUAUGUGCAAAAGCCUGGUGCGGUGGCUCCAGAAACUCGUCCCAAACAAAUCCCGAAACAUAUCAGAAAUCUGUGAUGGUGUGGCCAUAGUCGAGGCCCUGGUGCAAAUCGAACCGCAGUAUUUCGGUAAACUGGAGGCGAAAAUUAAAAAGGACGCGGGGGCCAACUGGCGCCUCAGGGUGAGCAACUUGAAAAAGAUUUCCGAAGCUGUUUUGGAGUAUUAUCAGGAUGUGUUAACGUUGCAAGUAUUGGACAAUGGGAAGCCCGACGUUAGUAAAAUUGGGGAAAGCAACGAUCCAGUUCAGUUGGCGAAACUUUUGAGGCUUAUAUUAGGUUGUGCAAUAAACUGUGAACGAAAACAAGAAUACAUAACCCUAAUGAUGGAAAUGGAAGAGACUGUCCAGCAAAAUAUAAUGCAAGCAAUACAACAGUUGGAAGAAGUGACCGGAGGUCCAGGACGUACUGGUUUAAGCCUUUUAAUCCUGGACAGUGAUGCCCGAGUAGCUAAGCUAGUAUCCGACUUGGAAUCAUCAAAUGAAACCCGAGAAGCCCUCACUCUACAAAACCAACAAUUGGAACAGCAAGUGCAGAUUUUAAAUGAGGAAAAAAGAAACCUGGAACAGCAACUGGAGAACCUCCACAAGAAAGAGAGCAGGAGCCCGGACACUAGGAAGCAAAUGGAGUUGCUCAAAGAAGAACUGUUCAAAGCGGAAGUGAUGAGGGACGAUUUCAAGGCGAAACUGUAUGAACAAGAGAAACAAAUGCUCGCCUACCAGGAAAAGAUCGCGGAGUUGCAAAUAGCGGCGAGCGACUCCUCUAGGUUAAAAGAUGAAGUUGACGCCCUAUCAGAGUCAGCCGGGAAAGUGAACGACUUAGAGCAGACAGUGGCGUCAUAUAAAAAACGUCUGGAAAACUACCAAGACUUAAAGAAGCAAGUGCAAAAGCUCGAGGAGAAAAACAUGGAAUAUUUACAAAAGAACAUGGAGCUAGAGGAGGAACUGAACAAGAAGAACACUUGGAGGACCCAAUGCGAAGCAUUUAAGAACCAAAUCCUCGAGCUGCAACAAAAGUUAGACGAGGAAACGCAAAAAUCCGACAAAGCCCAGUUCAACUUGGAAAACCUCGAGGCCAAAAUGAAAGCGUUACAAGCCGAACGCGACAGACUCCUAGUAGACCGAGACUCUUUAAGAGAAGAAAACGAAGAAUUAAAAUUGGGCACCGGCAAAGCCGCUGGGGCAGCAGUCUCCCAAGAACUCACCCCCGCGGACCUGAAGGAGCGCCUCCGAUUCUUAGAAAGGGAAAACAAGACUUUACGAGGGGCCCAGCAAGAGCUCGACACCAAACAAUCCACCUUAGAACAAGCCCUCGGCAGAGCAGAGAAGUUACAACAACAAAACAGAACUUUGAACCAAAACAUACUGAAACUAGAGGCGCAACUGGAAGAGCUACGAUCCCCGGAAGCGGCUUCAAGUAGCAACGCGAAUUUGACAGUGAAAAAGCUGCAAGAAGCACUGGCGGCUAAGGAACACGAGUUACAAGUGGCCCAGACGCGGUACCAAAGGAACGUGAUCAAAGCGAAAGAGGUGGCGGCCCAGUUACAAGGUGUGGAAACUGCCCGAGGGGUUGUCGCGGCAGGCACGAUGAGUCUUACCGAAGAAAAUCUGAUCACGGCCGCUUUUUAUAAGUUGUGCGGGCAGCUGCAACGGGGGGCGGCGGACGAACGGUUGGCCGCUUUGGCGCCCCAGGGCAGUUUUCUAUCCAGGCAGAGGCAGCCGGUGCCGAGGAAGUUGCCCGCCAAGUUUACACCCAGUAAAUCCAAAUAAAGCAGUGUCAGUGUCAUAUGUGAGAAGGAAAGUGUCCACAAAUAAAUAAACGGAUCAAAAAUGGUACCUUAGGAUAGUUUCACUUUGUCACUAACAAAUUCUGAAAUUUGUAAAACUGUCAAUUGUCAAAUGUCACCAAGAGACUUUUUUCACUUAUAAAAAUGUGCGUUUUCAAAAUUUAGAAGAGUUAAAGAUGGCAAUUUUAAUGGUAUGUAAUCAAAUACCUGCAUAUUAGUUUAGUAAUGUAAGAACCAAAUUUACAACAAUUAGAAUAUUGUUUGGCAAUAAAUGAAGGAUCAUUUGAUUAAGAAAAAUUAAUAUAUUAGACUAACAAAUUAUUUUUAAUACUAUUUUGUUUAUUUUGCUUGCUUUCUUGUUUGUAAGUAGUUGCAUGUAUUUAUAAAAUCCCUUAAUAAAAAGUAAUGAAAUUUGG
Anthonomus grandis grandis is the source of this 2390-nucleotide messenger RNA. It is a transcript of the gene hook, whose product is annotated as protein hook. Gene Ontology annotation, biological process: cytoplasmic microtubule organization; cytoskeleton-dependent intracellular transport. NCBI's taxonomy places the organism in Eukaryota, Metazoa, Arthropoda, Insecta, Coleoptera, Curculionidae. Bases 119 to 1957 code for a protein of 612 amino acids. The transcript is spliced from 2 exons. The record is from RefSeq and is a predicted model, not a curated record. Gene Ontology annotation, molecular function: microtubule binding; dynein light intermediate chain binding. Gene Ontology annotation, cellular component: cytoplasm; centrosome.